Molecule: messenger RNA, 2266 nt
Organism: Erinaceus europaeus (western European hedgehog)
Lineage: Eukaryota; Metazoa; Chordata; Mammalia; Eulipotyphla; Erinaceidae
Gene: BRCC3
Product: BRCA1/BRCA2-containing complex subunit 3
Exons: 10
Coding region: 35-919 (294 amino acids)
Biological process (GO): double-strand break repair
Cellular component (GO): BRISC complex; BRCA1-A complex
Molecular function (GO): cysteine-type deubiquitinase activity; metallopeptidase activity; polyubiquitin modification-dependent protein binding
Source: RefSeq, a predicted model, not a curated record
CGGCCGCGGCGGAUGCGAGGCGCGCCGAGCCAAGAUGGCGGCGCAGGCGGUGCAGGCGGCGCAGGCGGUGCAGGCGGUGCAUCUGGAGUCGGACGCUUUUCUGGUCUGCCUCAACCACGCCCUGAGCACCGAGAAGGAGGAGGUGAUGGGGCUGUGCAUCGGCGAGUUGACCGAUGAUGUAAGGAAUGACUCCAAAUUUACGUGUCCUGGAGCUGAUGUGCACACAGUUGCUGAAAAGGUUGACACCGUCAGAAUUGUUCACAUUCAUUCCGUCAUCAUCUUGCGACGCUCAGAUAAGAGAAAAGACCGAGUGGAAAUUUCCCCGGAGCAGCUGUCUGCAGCCUCGACAGAGGCAGAGAGGUUGGCGGAACUAACAGGUCGCCCUAUGAGAGUUGUGGGCUGGUACCAUUCCCAUCCACACAUCACCGUUUGGCCUUCCCAUGUCGAUGUUCGCACACAAGCCAUGUACCAAAUGAUGGAUCAAGGCUUUGUAGGACUUAUUUUUUCCUGUUUCAUAGAAGAUAAAAACACAAAGACUGGCCGGGUACUCUACACUUGCUUUCAAUCCAUACAGGCCCAAAAGAGCUCAGAGUACGAGAGGAUUGAGAUCCCGAUCCACAUUGUCCCCCACGCGACCGUUGGGAAAGUGUGUCUUGAGUCAGCAGUGGAGCUGCCCAAGAUCCUAUGCCAGGAGGAGCAGGACGCCUACAGGAGGAUCCACAGCCUCACACAUCUGGACUCAGUAACCAAGAUCCAUAAUGGUUCAGUGUUUACCAAGAAUCUGUGCAGUCAGAUGUCGGCAGUCAGCGGGCCUCUCCUGCAGUGGCUGGAGGACAGACUGGAGCAGAAUCAGCAGCACCUGCAGGAGCUGCAGCAAGAGAAAGAAGAGCUUCUGCAAGAGCUUUCCUCCCUCGAAUAAAGCAGGAGACUCAGUGGGGUGAGAAAAAGCACUUUUCGAUCUGUGUAUUAAGCCUGGUCUGAAAAGGCAGCAGCUUGCGUGUAGGCAGAUAGUGGAGCAGAACUGGGGUUGUGUUCAGUGUCGCCCAGAAUGUUUCAUUAGGGCUAACAGCCCACCUGCCUGUCGUCGCCCGGCAAAGAGUGCCAACACUGUGUUUCAAAGUAGAACCUGGGGAGUCGGGCUGUAGCGCAGCGGGUUAAGCGCAGGUGGCGCAAAGCGCAAGGACUGGCAUAAGGAUCCCGGUUCGAACCCCGGCUCCCCACCUGCAGGGGAGUCGCUUCACAGACGGUGAAGCAGGUCUGCAGGUGUCUAUCUUUCUCUCCCCCUCUCUGUGUUCCCCUCCUCUCUCCAUUUCUCUCUGUCCUAUCCAACAACAACAACAACAGUAACUACAACAAUAAAACAACAAGGGCAACAAAAGGGAAUAAAUAAAUAAAAUAAAUAUUAAAAAAUAAAUAAAUAAAUAAACAAAGUAGAACCUGAAAUUAUUUUUAAGGCUGCAGAAGGAACAUUGACCAUGACAGCCUGUAAUAAAAUAUCUGGUGGUUUUUUGUUUGUUUGUUUGUUUGUUGGUUUUGUUUUUUACCAGAGCACUGCUCAGCUCUGGCUUAUGGUGGUGCUGGGGACUGAACCUGGGACCUUUGGUAUCUCAGGCAUGAAAGGCAUUUUCGUGUUGCCAUUAUGCUACCUCCCCAGCUAUAUGCAUUUUUGUAAUUUAAAUGUUUCUUUUUCCUUUGUUUCACUUGGAAGUCUAUUUUCAUUUUCAGAUAUGCUCACUGCUUAGACUUAGCUAAAGAAAAUAAAGUUUUUUGGUUUGUUUUCUUAGUUAUGAUGUUUUGCUGUACUAAUAACACAAGGGUUAGUAGAAGGAGGUGAAGUUACCCAUGAACACCUGACUUCUACUCUGAUCUCCACGUGAGAUAUAUGUUAUGUCUCCCUUCUUGAUCUCCAGAAUAUAAACCUUAAGAAAUCUGUGAAGGGGGACUGGGUGGUGGUGCACAGGUUACCAUGUGCAAGGACCAGGGCUCUUCAUCACCUGCAGUAAGGAAGCUUCACUAGCAGUGAGGCAGGGCCGCAGGUGUCUCUCUAUCGCUUCCCCUCUCAAUUUCUCUCUGUCUCUGUUCGAUAAAAAAGAUAUCCGUCAUAUCAAGGGUUGACUCUACCUGAUGAAAUGGGUGGCUUCUACUGUAUUUGAUCCUAAUAAGAAUUUUGCCUGCAAAUCCAGAUAGUCCUGGAACUUCCAUUGUAAUACAGAUGCUUUUCUAGAAAGAUAUAGGACUUACGGUAUAAUAAAGCAUGCUUCAGAAA